Suricata suricatta (meerkat) is the source of this 3118-nucleotide messenger RNA. RefSeq names its product zinc finger protein 473 (gene ZNF473). Lineage: Eukaryota; Metazoa; Chordata; Mammalia; Carnivora; Herpestidae. Bases 255 to 2975 code for a protein of 906 amino acids. The transcript has 5 exons. Gene Ontology annotation, biological process: negative regulation of transcription by RNA polymerase II. Gene Ontology annotation, molecular function: DNA-binding transcription repressor activity, RNA polymerase II-specific. The record is from RefSeq and is a predicted model, not a curated record.
GGAGUCGCUUCUGUUAACCCUGCGGACAGCAGUCUUCCGAGGGAGACCCCCAUUCUGACCGAUCCUCCUACUUCAGACCUUCUGGGGGCUCAUCCAGCAUGGCCGGGGAGCCAGCACUAGAGGAAAGGGAGACUUUCUCCCGGCUCCCUUGUCUCUCCUGCGGCUCUGACAGCCAGGAACGUGGAGGAGGAGAGGGAUCUUAAGUGGGAACCCGGCCACUGAGUCCCAGUCUGCUGCCACGAAGGGUUAUAGCCAUGGACUUCACCUUGGAGGACUGGGAGCAGCUGGGGCUGGACCAAGGGGACCUGUUCUGGGACACGGCAUUGGACAACUACCAGAACCUUUUCCUGUUGAACCCCUGCAAACCCAAACUGACCUCCUAUCCGGAUGGCGGCAAAGAGCUGGAGGCCGUGGUCAGAGAAAGCCCCAAAUCAGAGGGCCUUGCUCCUUACUUUUCACCUCGGGGCACAGGAGACGUCAGCACGUUACCUCCCUCAGACAUGGUUGAAGUCAAGAACUGUCCUCUGGCACAAGACUUUGCAGAAGAAGGACUCUCCCAGGAGAUCAUGGAGACGUUGUCCAAGGAUGGCCUCUGGAACUCCAGUCUGGGGAAAGCCUGUGUAGGUGAGAGUUGGUUAGAUAGUUUGCUAGGAGAUCCAGAAAGUCUUCUGAAGUCUGACGUUGCUGCCAGCAAGGAAAGUCCCGCAGAAUGCAGGAGUCACGAACUCCAGAGAGACCUCGGUCCUGAGUCCCUCCUUUCCAUGGGAGAGGAUUCUGUGAUGCACAGUCUUCCUGAAGAGAGCCCAGCACCAGCUGAGUCUCAGGAACAUGGGCAAGACUUUAGCUGUGACUUAGACCAGAGCCAGCAGGAUUCUGUCCAAGGAGGCAAGAAACUGUACAUGUGCAGUGAAUGUGGGAAGACGUUCAGUCAGAGUUCCCAUCUGAUCCAGCACUGGAUCAUUCACUCGAGGAACGAAUCCGCUGUGCAUCAGGAGCAUGAGGAAGGUUUCAGCCAGACGUCUUGCCUCUUUGUGCCCCUGACGGCUCGCACAGGCUACAAAUCCUGUGCGCAUAACACGUGCGGAGAAACCUGUGGCCAGAACGCACACCUGUGGCAUCAGAAAAUUCACACUGGAGAAGAACCACGUAAGGACGAAGGCAGCGACCCUCCAUCGGGCCUCAGCGUACAGCCUGCCGAGCACCAGGAACCCCACACAGGCGGUCAGCCCUCCGGAGGUGACGAGGGUGGCGAGGGUUUCAGCCAACUGUUUCAUCUCACCCAGCACCAGAAGACCCACACCCUGAAACGUGAUGAGUGUGCCGAGUGCAAGGCGACCUUCACCUUCAGCAAAUACCUCCUCCAACAUCAGAAAAUCCAUGCUACGAAAACUCCCUCCGAGAAUCAGGAGUGUGGGGAGGCCUCUGGGCCCAGCAUGCUGCUCAGCGAACAGCAGUCCAUUCACACUGGAGAAAAGCCUUAUGAGUGUGAUCAGUGUGGGAGGCUCUUCAGGAAUAUCUCGACCCUAAAGGUCCACCAGAGGGUUCACAGUGGGGAGAAGCCUUACAAAUGCAAUGAGUGUGGGAAAGCCUUUUACCGGAGCACUCACCUUAAUGAACAUCAGAGGAUUCACACCGGCUACAGGCCCUACAAGUGUGAUCAGUGCGUCAAGAGUUUCAGCCGGCCCUCCCACCUGAUUCGACACCAGUCCAUUCACACCGCAGGAAAGUCCUUCUGCUGUGCCAGAUGCAAGAAAACCUUCAGCCAUCAAGAAUACCUCAUCCAACACCAGAAAAUGCACGAUAAGGAAACCCUCCAUGAGUGUCAGGAGUGUGGCGAGAGCUUCUUCUCCAGCUCCACCCUAGCAUGCCACCAGAGCGUUCACACCAGAGAAAAAGAAGGACUUGGUGAGAGCGGAAAUACCUUGGAUCAGGAUUCAGAACGGAGAGAACAUCCAGGGAGUGGCGAGAAGCACUUUACAUGUAACAAAUGCGAGAAAACCCAGCACGAGAGGGUUCACACCAGAGUGAAGCCCUUUGAGUGUGACCAGUGUGGAAGAGCCUUUAGCAAAAAUACACAGCUCAUUUGCCACCAGAACAUCCACUCUCCAGCAAGGCCGUAUGAAUGUGGGGACUGUGGGAAGGCCUCCAUCCACAGCAUUGCCCUCGCCAAACAUCAGUCCGCCCACAAGAGCAAGUACACCUUUAUGUGUAGUGAAUGUGGAAAGACCUUUAGCCAAAGUGCACACCUCUCAGAACAUCAGUCAACUCAUGCUGAGGAAAAGAAACUCUUUAAAUGUAGCAAGUGUGACAAAACCUUUGCCCAAGGUAACUGCCCUACUCAGCCUCAGGGAGCUCACGCUGGAAAACAGUCCUUUGAGUGUGAUGAAUGCAGAAAAUCACUCCAUUUGAAUUCGUGCCUUUCUAAGCAUCAGAGAGAUCACACAGGUGAGAAACCCCACAAAUGCAGUGACUGUGAGAAAACCUUCAGCAAGAGUGCUCAACUUCUUCAACACCGGAGAGUUCACACCAGAGAAAAGCCUUUUGUUUGUGAAAAAUGUGGGAAAGCCUUCCGUCAGAGCUCAUGCCUUUCUGUUCACCAGCGAAUUCACACUGGAGAAAAGCCUUAUGUUUGUCAGGAAUGCGGGAAAGCCUUUAGCCAGAGCUCAUGCCUUUCUGUUCAUCGGAGGGUUCACACCGGGGAGAAGCCUUUUGUGUGUACUGAAUGUGGGAAAGCCUUUUCCCAGAAAGCAAAUCUGAUGCACCAUGAGAGAACUCACACUGGGGAGAAGCCUUAUGCCUGCAGGGUGUGUGGGAAAGCAUUUAGCCUCAGCACCCAUCUCAGUCAGCACCAAAGGGUUCACACCCAAGAGGAACUAGCAACAUCAGUGGUGGCAGAAAGCCCUCUGCUGCAGGUCUCAGUAGACAUGGGCAAGUUCAUACUCGAUGGUAACAAGGAGUUACUUAGCAGUACGUAACAAGUAGCAAUACUACCGGGUCCCAGCAGCAGCAACAGGGUCCCAGACAUCUAAACACAUUCAUCUGAGCCCUAAAGUUGAAACCGUCACACUGUAAGCUCCUUCCCCACCAAAUAAAUACACCGCUUUAUUAACAAGGAGCA